AUGGCUACGCCGCCCGAGUCACCGGUUGAAGAGCAUGCGUAUGAACUGGAGCCGAGUCGAACGCCUAAACCAAUUCCUGUUGCCUUGGAAGAGCUGUGCAGGCAGACGAAGUUCUCAAAGCAAGAGAUACGAGUCAUGUACAGAGGAUUUAAGACGGAAUGUCCCGAAGGAGUCGUACAAGAAGAAUCUUUCAAAGACAUUUACGCCAAAUUUUUUCCUCACGGCAAUUCCGCCCUGUACGCUCAUUAUGUGUUCAAAGCUUUCGACGUCAACUGCAGUGGUGCAAUCAGCUUUAGAGAACUGCUAGUGACUCUCUCCACACUCCUCCGCGGUUCUGUUUACGAACGCCUUCGCUGGGCGUUCCGUCUCUACGACGUGGAUGGUGAUGGAGCUAUCACCAGGCAAGAGCUGGCUGAGGUCGUGGUAGCAGUGCACGAACUGUUAGGAAGACGAGCUCCCCCAGGGUCUUCAGCUGCUCGGCUGGAUGACGCAAAGGCGAAUGAACAGGUUGACCGUGUAUUCAGAAAGCUAGACCUAAACCAAGAUGGUGUCAUUACUAUUGAAGAGUUCCUGGAGUCGUGUCUCAAGGAUGACGUCAUCACACGCUCUCUGCAGAUGACCGUAGCUAAGCGCAUCCCACCCCCACCGCUCUGCCGCUGCGAGGACGGUUUACUUCGUUCAGCAGCCGCAUGGUUCAGAGCCCGCCGGUACACCCAGUAUCUGGCGAUGGUCGACGACUUCUACUUACGCGUGGUCCGGCCCAGGUUGAGGAGCGUGCUGUUGCUGCAUUUUUAA
Arctia plantaginis is the source of this 795-nucleotide messenger RNA. NCBI's taxonomy places the organism in Eukaryota, Metazoa, Arthropoda, Insecta, Lepidoptera, Erebidae. The record is from the annotation of a GenBank genome assembly.